Cetraspora pellucida is the source of this 741-nucleotide messenger RNA. The record is from the annotation of a GenBank genome assembly. Lineage: Eukaryota; Fungi; Glomeromycota; Glomeromycetes; Diversisporales; Gigasporaceae.
AUGGUCUAUCUUCCGAAUAUAAUUAAAUACCCAGCAGUCAAUUUGAUAGGUGAAACAUGCUACACAUCAUUAGUAGAGAACCUUAAUAUCGGCGACAUUGCAUGCCUCAAACUUCUUUUGUCCAAGGGUCUUGGCCUAGGAAUCAUUUUAGCCGGAUCGAUCGUAAAACUUCCACAAAUCAUUAAGAUCAUUAACGCCCGAUCUUCACGUGGUUUAAGUUUUGAAAGUGUAGUUUUGGAAACAUGUGCAUUUGGUGUAGGACUUGCAUAUAAUCUUCGCAAUGACAACCCGUUCAGUACAUUUGGUGAAUCAUUCUUCUUGACGAUACAAAAUGCCAUUAUAUUAAUCUUAAUGUUACACUACGCGAAUCGUAGUAGAGAUCUCAUCAUUACAUGCAUUUCCUUAAUUGUAACUACAUAUUCGCUUUGGUCUCCAGAACUUGUUAGUGAUUCAAUGCUAGCACUUCUUCAAACUCUGGCUAUUCCAUUAGCAUUAUUUUCGAAAAUUCCACAGAUAUUUACGAAUUAUAAAAAUGGAAGCACAGGUCAAUUGUCAGCAUUUGCGGUUUUUGGAUUCACUUUGGGUUCAUUGGCUAGAAUCUUUACCACUCUUACAGAAGUUGAUGAUAACAUUAUUUUGGUUGGGUUUCUUUUAACAUCUAUAUGUAAUUGUAUUCUAACUGGUCAGAUGAUUUAUUAUUGGGACGUUGAAAGUAUGAUGCUUGAUAAAAAGGAGGUUUAA